AUGGUCGCCGUCGCAAUUGGAGCUGAUGGAGGUGGUUUCACUGGACUUGGAGGAAGGCCUACUCAAGAACAAUUUUGCCGCCGCCAAUUGAGGAUAAUUUUUUGUCAGUCCCACCGCUCACCAUCCUCGCCGGAGUCGGAUCUGUUAGCCGUGAAGGUCAUUGGACGUCGCACGGCGGAGUGGAGGCCGAUUUCACAUCCUCGACGCGGCAGUGCUGGUGAGUUUUCCAUCGAAAACACUGUUGUCGCAGCCGUAUCUGGUGCGCGGACGGCAGAGGCGCGGAGAUGGGAUCUGCUCUUGUCCGCGACGGUCGGCGUGAACGGUGGGGAUACGGCGGGGAUGGCGUCGGUGUCAUCUGGAUCGGCCAGGCUCGUGUCGCCGGAGGAGACGGUGGUUGGCUGGCGGCCAUGGCGGAGCUUGUGCCGGCUGCUGCGGUGUAAUUUUCCCAUUCAGAUCAUGACAUAA
Molecule: messenger RNA, 465 nt
Organism: Striga asiatica
Lineage: Eukaryota; Viridiplantae; Streptophyta; Magnoliopsida; Lamiales; Orobanchaceae
Source: the annotation of a GenBank genome assembly